AUGGGGCCUGAGAAGCUCAUUGAGUAUGGGAACAUGCUUCUCUCUAGUAAGCCUGAUGAAAUCCAUGCUGCAUAUAGGACUGAAGAGAAACCCUAUCAAUAUGAGGAGUGUAGAAAUUUUUCCACUGAGAUGCCAGCUCUAGGCAGACAUCAGAGAACUCACAUGGGAGAGAAACAUUAUGAGUGCAAUCAAUGUGGGAAGUCUUUCAGACUGAGGUCAUUUGUCACUUUACAUCAGAGAAUACACACAGGAGAAAAACCUUACAAAUGUGACAAAUGUGGAAAGUCUUUCAGACAGAAUUCAUACCUCACAUUGUAUCAGAGAACACAAACAGGAGAGAAACCUUAUGAAUUAUUCCUUCAGGUUCAUCAGAGAACACACACAGGAGAGAAACCCUAUGAAUGUAAGAAAUGUGCAAAGACCUUCACCCGGAUGUCAACCCUCAAAUCACAUAAGAGAACUCACACUGGUGAAAAACCUUAUGAAUGAAAAAAUGUGGGAAGUCUUUCAGAAAGAAGGCAUACCUCACUUCGCAUCACAGAACACACACAGGAGAGAAACCUUAUGAAUGUAACAAAUGUGGAAAGUUUUUCAGACAGAAGUCCAAACUUCCUUUGCAUCAGAGAAUACACACAGGAGAAAAACCUUACGAAUGCAACAAAUGUGGAAAGGCUUUCACGCAGAGAUCAUACCUCGGCAGGCAUAACAGGAUUCACACAGGUGAGAAACCUUAUGAAUGUGACAAAUGUGGGAAGUU
This is a messenger RNA of Perognathus longimembris pacificus (Pacific pocket mouse), 757 nucleotides long. Its product is annotated as zinc finger protein ZFP2-like. Bases 1 to 489 code for a protein of 162 amino acids. Gene Ontology annotation, biological process: regulation of transcription by RNA polymerase II. NCBI's taxonomy places the organism in Eukaryota, Metazoa, Chordata, Mammalia, Rodentia, Heteromyidae. Gene Ontology annotation, molecular function: DNA-binding transcription factor activity, RNA polymerase II-specific; RNA polymerase II cis-regulatory region sequence-specific DNA binding. The record is from RefSeq and is a predicted model, not a curated record. The transcript is spliced from 3 exons.